AUGGAACCCGCCCUGGCUGCUUCCGCUCCGGGGUCUGGAGUAACGGAGCCUUCUGCAUCUUCUGAUACUCGUUCUGAUACCAAGACACCUCCUGGCACAUCUGCAACUUCUGCUGCUGCAACCUCAACCUCUUAUUACCCUGUCGAUAAUAACGCCGACUCUCGUCCGUCCUCUUCAGCAUCGAGCCAUUCGUUUCAACUCCAAAAAGAAUCAAACGUACCCGCACCCGCUCCGCGAUCUUCAGGAACUCUCGCUCGAUCUCAGACGGUCGACGUCCUGCCCGGCUCGUCCUCCGUCCCCGGCCCCGACUCUGUCACCUCGCCUUCCGGUUCUGUUCAAUCCUUUGGAGGGUUCAUCAAGCGCAAACCUCUCUCCUCGUCCGCAUCGGCGAUUGCUCUGCGCUUCUCGUCAUCAGGAUCACCUGUGCCGUCGCCCAUUGACUUGCCAUUACCGAGCCAAAGGUUCUCUAGGCCUGAACUUAUCGACAGUCCUACCUUUUACGAAUUUUCUUCCGCUUCUCGCAACGGGCCGCAAACCGCCCAAGCUCCCGACGUCAACCUGGCGUCCCUUGCCGCGACAACCCCUGGAACACAGAACAUUCCAGGACACAGCCCUACUGCCUCCAGCUCUGACUUCUCAGAUGUCCUGGAUGGGUAUGACGAUUUGAUAUCCGAAUCCAAAUCAGAAUCUGGACCAGACGUUACUCACGAGACUAUCCUUGAUGGGAGUGACACAGAAAACGAUAACGACGAGAACGAAGACAAGAAAACCAAAAAUAUUAAUUCGAGGGACAAAGAAAUUGUCAUUGUUCCUGACCCCGCCGAACCAACACAGCCAAAAAACCACUCUGAAGUUGACUCUCAAAGAGCUCAAUCGCCUUCAUCCGAUAAUACUAUAUCACACCCAAAACUGGCUCCCGCUCCCAUGUUUGUUCCAAAGCAAGCUCCGCCACAUCUCAAGCUCGACAAGGUCACAAUUGACGUUGCGAACUACGACUCAUCACCGGAUGAUACCCAUUCACCAUCUGGCCAAAACACACCAUCGCCUCAGCUCAACAAGCCUUUGCCCAAGUCGCCGGGCCAGAACUCACCAUUUGCUUCUCUCUUCAACUGGGCAGCGCCCUCACCUUCACCUUCUGCGACGGAAUUCUCGUCCGCAUACUCGCCGUUAUCUCCUUCAAAGUACGGCGCGGCCAAUGAUACGGUUAGCAACCCUCAACCCAUCGAUCAAGAAUAUGCCGCCAGUGUAACGGAUAUCUUGACUUAUCGUAACUCAUACUCAUCGGUUCUACAGUCCCCCGCUUACGCGCAAAUCGACGAAAUGGAAGACGAAUUAAAAGCCAUCAGCGCCGAGCUGGCAAGCUCCAUUCGGCGCGAGAUGGACCUGGAAGACCUGGUAGACCGGCUCCAGGAACAGAUGAACAACCCCCAGGCCCCUGGUAAGAGGUCGAGCGAUUACUACUCCGACUCAGGUUACAGUUCGGCAAAGUUGAGCGAGACCGAGCCGAGUCGAGAGGAACUUGAAAAGAUUCAAAGGAGGUCUGAACAAGAGAAGGCUUCGAUAAGAUUAGAACUCACAAACAAACUCCAAGAUGAGAGGGGGAGAAGAAAAGAGCUUGAUCAGCAGAUCAAGGAACUUGCCGAAAAGGCGUCGCAAGUUGACCUUGUCCAAAUGAACAACCAAGACGCCAGUGGACGACUAAAGGAUCUUGAGACCACCUGCGGCGACCUCAGGAGGCGGUUAUCAGAGGAGCGCGUUGUCAAGAACAACUUCGAGGACCUCAUCAACGCUAUCCGAGGAGAGCUCCACGAGGCUACCAGCGAGCGAGACAACCUCCGCGAUGAGGUUGUUCCCCAGCUGAGGGCUCGUGUCGAGGGCCUUGAGAUAGAGGCUGCUGAAUACUCCAACUUGACCUAUGAGUCUUCAAAGAUGCAGCAGGAACUCCACAUGCUCAGGAAGGAAUACGACGUCUUGCGAAGCGGAUCGAGACCUGGUUCCCCUACGCCGUCGCUUAGCAACACUCGCAUGUCUCGUGCCAUGUCUGGUGGCUUCGGUGGCGGCCUUGCUAGAUCCAACUCGGUCGCCACUGGCUCGUUCCGUGGCCAGCGCCCUUCAGGUCUGUCUAGAUCUAACAGUGUUAAAAACGUGCAGACCGAGUCCAGAGAAGCACUCUCCGAGAGAUUAAAGGAUGUCGAGGCUCAGAGAGAUGCCCUUCACAGCGCCUUGAAGAACCUUCUCGACCGUCAGGAGUUCCAAAACCGCGAAAAUGAGAAGAAGAUUAGAAUGUUACAGAAUGAACGGGAGAGGCUCCUUUCAGCAAACCCACGCAAGGCCGGCUUCGAACGAGAAAUCUCCAACCUUCGUACUGAGAUCAACGUUUUGCGUCGCCGAGCUGAAGAUGCCCUUGAGCAGAAGUGGCAGGUGGAAAGCGGUCUUGGUGGUCUCAAAAUGGAUCUGGAUAAAGCCGAGCAGGAAAUUGCCCUGCUUCGCGCGCUCUUGGAGGAGAAGGACAUCCUUAUUCCCCCCUCCUUCGCUCGUUCAAGUGGCUCAAGCACUGGAAGCAAUUCAUUCGGUAGCACACCAGUAACAUCCGAGUCGCUUGCAAAGGCAUAUGACCAAUUGAAGGCCGCCUAUGCUGAGUCGCUUGAACGAAUCAAGGAACUUGAGCAUGAGACCGGAGCGGAUGAGAGGACUCAGCUUGCUGUUGAGCGUCUCGAGCACACUCUUUCCAUUGCAGUCUCUGAGCGUGAUGCCGCCAAGUUUGAAAUUGACAGCCUCAGAAGUCAGUACGAGACGAUGAGCGAACUUGAGACCAAGGGUAUCGAGAGUGAACGCGCUCUUGCUGAUGAGCUCAAUGACUCGGCCCGUCGGGUUGGAGAGCUCGCCUCUCAAGUCCAGCAGCAGCUUGCAGCCAACGCACAGCUCCGAGAGCGCCUCUCAAACGCUGUUAUUCGAGGCGACAACGAUCGUAAGAGCAACUCGGAUCGCAUUGCUGGUCUCCAAGUUAGCCUCAAGUCCAUGGAGGAGAAGCUUAUUGCCGCCCAAACAGCAUCCGAGGACCGAGUCAACCGUCACGAGGAUGAGAUUACCGCUAUCCGCGACGCCCACAAUGCUCAGCUUCAGCGUAUGAGCAACAAUGCCAGCUUCUAUGGCCCUCGAUCUCCUAGCUUCCAGGCCAACCGCAAGCCUUCACUUCUCAGCCCCCUGUCACCUCGAUUCCCUGGAUCGCUCCGGUCCCCACGCUUGAGCGAGAAGUCCUUCGAGGAAGCUGCGCAGAUGGAGGUACUCCGCCAGCGAGUGACUGAGCUAGAAAAGGCGCUCGAGGACGCUGAGAAGGAUAUGCAAGAUGUGAUUGCCAGAAUGAGCACAGCUCAGAUUGAGGUGCUCACCCUUCAAGAUGAGCGAGAGGCUGCCGUUCGUGAAACACGACGCCUUCAAAAACUCCUUGAGGAGGAGCAAGUUAAGUCUUUUGAGGACAGAUUCAGGACGCUCAGUGGCAACGUCUAA
Molecule: messenger RNA, 3507 nt
Organism: Fusarium venenatum
Lineage: Eukaryota; Fungi; Ascomycota; Sordariomycetes; Hypocreales; Nectriaceae
Cellular component (GO): cytoplasm; myosin filament; myosin II complex
Molecular function (GO): actin filament binding; microfilament motor activity
Source: RefSeq, a predicted model, not a curated record